GGGGACUGGAUGUCCUAUGCAAAGAGAAAGGUAUUAUAUAGGUCGUCUAAUCGUUUUAGAUAAAUCUACAAGAAAUGGAAGAUUUAUUCGAAAUUUUCCAUGGUGGUACUCUAAAACCAGGAGUCGGAGCCGUUUCAAAUCUUAUUGAUAUAUUAAAGGCCGCCAAUAUUGAUGUUCCGGAGGAGGUGAUGAGCUUUUUUAUUAGAUAUAUUAGUUUUAUUGUGCGUUAUUUAUUUGUUGCUGUAGUGCUUGUAUUCAAGUUGUUGUGCUUGUUUGGUUGGAAGGUCGUUGGGCUUUUGAGUUUCUGUUGUUGUGUGUGAGCUGUUGUGAUUUCUUGAUGUUUGCGGGUAACUGUAUAUGAUGGACUUGUAGUGUUGUUGUUUUGAUGUUCGUCUGUGCGGUGAUUUGUUGUGAUGAGUUAUUGUGUGGUUGUAGUACCCGGUUGUUUGUCUUGUGUUGUGAUUCACGGCGGUUGUUGUGUUUCGACGACCUUAUCCAGCGGACAGCACAGCUUCUCGCCCUGAAGUCAGUCAUUGAUGGUCUGACAUGGAUGACAGCGAGGAAAGGGGAUCCUUUUUGUCAUCGGAAGACGCGGCGCAGAACAUAGACUCAGUCUUUGCUCAAAUCGGUUUCGGUCGAUGGCAGCUCAUCCAGAUGGCUGCUGCGAUGCUGAGUUAUGCCGCCUUAGCACCUGGCCUUAUUGGCUCAACGUUGACAAAUGCGCCUAUCGCCUACAGAUGUGGCGACGACGAUAUAUAUGAAUCGUCGAGGCCUUUUGACAAUGAGUGUCAUUACAAGUACUACGACUCAGACAAUGCCACAUUCCAUAAUGAAAGUGGCACUGCGAAUGUCAGCGUGAGUUGUAGCCAGCCAACGUUAGCUUCUUCAUAUAAUGGUACAGCCUCCGCCAUGAUCAUUGAAUCCAACACUUCGAGUCCGCCUUGUGUUGCGUGGGAGUAUGACAAUACGGUUUUCACUUCGACCGUUUCGAUGGAGGUAAAUUGA
Macrobrachium nipponense is the source of this 1005-nucleotide messenger RNA. RefSeq lists its product as uncharacterized. The transcript is spliced from 6 exons. NCBI's taxonomy places the organism in Eukaryota, Metazoa, Arthropoda, Malacostraca, Decapoda, Palaemonidae. The coding region runs from base 547 to 1005 and encodes 152 amino acids. The record is from RefSeq and is a predicted model, not a curated record.